UUUCUUUUCCCUUUUUCCUUUUUUCUUCUUCCUCUUCUCCCACAUCAGAGAAAACGACGUCUAUCCGAUCGGCAGCUGCUGUCAAGUUCCUCCAGGGGACAACUCUUUUUUUACGUCCUUUUCCUUUUUCUCUCCUAUUUCGUUAUUUCCUCCUCUCUGUCCUUGUCCCGUUUGUGCUGUGUGGUUUCCCGUUAGUUCCGCUUCCAGUUCAACAGGUUCCAAGCCACAGCCUAGCUCACAUCUCUGGACUUUUUGAUGAGAGCCUGGUCUGCUAUUUGCCUCCAAUACCUACACUGAGCCGAGUCUCCACCACCCGCGCUUUCUCGUCUCUAACUCACGCGAAUCUUGUCGCUUUGCCUUUAUUUUUUAUCAUUUUCUUCCUUUCCCUCCUCUGCGACCUGUAGUGAUUCCACGCGCCCAGCUUGUGUCUCAACUCGCCGCCGGGCACCGCGCAAUCGACAAUCUCUCUGCUUCUGCCUCGAGCACUGCUUCGGCGCUAGCCCUACGCUAGAGCUUACCGACCGCCCUUGCUUUCCCCUCCUCGAGGCCGCCUCUCUCCUGUCACUUCGUGGACCGACUCGUCGCACGCGCCACGUUCGCCACGCGAUUUGCAUUUUGACAAGCUUCGAUUUUCAAGCUCCCGCCUUGGUAGCCUCGAACUAUCAAAGCCUUGUCGCAUUUCUGUCGCCAAGUGUCGCCGAGCGGGACAUUGUAGAGCAUUUGGGGUCUUCUCUAGUGGCGCGGCCUUGUCCGACCAAAAGCGGAAUCCAAUUCCUUGCUCCCACCGCUUCCCCCCGCCUUUUUCUCCCACCUAUCAAGUCACUUUUUUCCUUCCUUUUUUUUUUUGCCCUCCGCCAAAUUUCCUUAGUCUCGGCCGUCUCAUCCGACCGACGCAUCGCGCCGACCCGUAUCGUUCUACGCUCAAGCUCAAGCCGGAUCCCGCACCCACUGCUCAUCGGUCGCAGCAUAACUAGACUCAAUCAUUUGCCUACAUUACUCUGUCGAACUGUCAAACCAGCGACAUGGCUGACAACGGAUCCCCCGCCGGCACGAACCAGCUGCCCUCUCAGCAGGGUCCUGGUGCGCCAGGCUAUGAUGGCGCUCAGAAUGGCCACCCAAACCAGGCUCAGAUGCAGCCGCCCCCUCUGCACAUCCCCCAGAACACAAACCCGAUCCCAACGGCCAUCACGUCGCCAAUGGGUGGUGGGGACAAGAGCGCGCUCAUGUCACCGGGCGGCACCUCUCCAUUCGGCCGCCGCACUGCCCCCGAGCCCAACAAGCGCGCUCUCUAUGUGGGCGGCCUUGACGCCCGCGUGACCGAGGACGUACUGCGCCAGAUUUUCGAGACGACUGGUCACGUCCAGAACGUCAAGAUCAUCCCCGACAAGAACGCUAAGGGCUUCAACUACGGCUUCGUCGAGUACGACGACCCUGGUGCGGCUGACAGGGCCAUGCAGACCCUUAAUGGCCGUCGGGUUCACCAAUCGGAAAUCCGUGUCAACUGGGCCUACCAAUCUGCCAACACGACGACCAAGGAGGAUACGUCCAACCACUUCCACAUCUUCGUUGGUGAUCUUUCCAAUGAAGUCAAUGACGAGGUGUUGACGCAGGCCUUCUCCGUCUUCGGCUCAGUCUCGGAGGCUCGCGUCAUGUGGGACAUGAAGACCGGCCGCUCGCGCGGGUAUGGUUUCGUGGCCUUCCGUGACCGCCCAGAUGCCGAAAAGGCCUUGAGCUCCAUGGACGGCGAGUGGCUUGGAUCGCGAGCAAUCCGCUGCAACUGGGCCAACCAGAAGGGCCAGCCCUCAAUCGCCCAACAGCAGGCGAUGCAAGCCAUGGGAAUGACUCCGACCACCCCCUAUGGCCACCACCACUUCCCGACCCACGGCAUGCAGAGCUACGAGAUGGUCCUCAACCAGACUCCGGCCUACCAGACGACCUGUUACGUUGGAAACCUGACCCCAUACACUACCGCCAACGACCUGGUUCCACUCUUUCAGAACUUUGGCUAUGUGGUCGAGUCUCGCUUCCAAUCCGACCGCGGCUUCGCCUUCAUAAAGAUGGACACACACGAGAACGCUACAUCCGCCAUCUGCAAUCUGAACGGCUACAACGUUAAUGGCCGACCGCUCAAGUGUAGCUGGGGCAAGGACAAGAACACGGCCAGUCCUCAGGUCGGCUUUGACCCGUCCCAGGGAUCUUUUACCCCUCAAAGCGGCCAGGGACCUGCCUCUGGUUUCCCUGGAACUCCCUCUAGCUUCUUCCCGCAGUAUGGUGGCCAGUUCAGCGGCCAGCAGGGCAACUUCGGGCCAAACCAAGGGCAGUCCCCUGCCGGCUACCCUCAGCAGCCCAUGGCCUUCAACAGCCCACAGAGCGCUGGUGGAUAUGGCCGCGGCCAGCAGGCCCCCAACGCCCAGUGGACUGCAUCCCCGGGACAGAACUUCAACAACGGAUACUCGGGUUACCAGGGCUAGUCUGCCGGAAGUCCCGUCCUGGUCAGGGGGCCAUGUCCAUAAUGGACAGCCUGUAUCUGUGAGGCGUCAAUGUGAGCACGACUGGACGGGUUCGUGGGAAGACACGUGCCUGUCAUACCCGAAAGGGCGUGGCAGCUGGACGCGUCAUCCUAGCGGCCGCCGGCAUCUCGCGUCCGGUCCCGUGCGGCCCUAGCUUGACCUCGCGAGCAUGUGUGAUGGACAACUCCACCCCCACGGCAAUUUUAUUUCCCGCGCCGUCUUGCUCUCCAGUUAUCUCUUUCCUCUACUAUCUUUCUCACUCUGUCUGCGGCUUUGGCGGGAUGAAAAUUGAAUGAAGUGACCGUUGGCGUCCUGUUUUUUCUAGGUCGUUUCCAUGCCAGCUUUUCAUGCGGGUCUCUCCAUCCUCUUCUCAUUUUUCUCUAAUCUUCACGACUGUUUUCCAUUUUCGUCUCCAGCUGACUGCUUGCCUGGGUCGAUGUACUGAUUGUCGGGCAUGUCUCUUCCGUGUGUUCUUUCCGUUUGCGGUUGAUUUCCCGCGCGCUGGUGAGGUUCCUUUUCUUUCCCUCGCCGUUUGCAAUAUCCUGGGUUUGGGCCUUCUUGUAGUGGCAGGCAUCGCAGCCCUGACCGGAGGGAAAAGUUCUCGUCUCUUUUGAUUUCAGCCGCUGGAUACCACCUUGAGCAUACUGGAAUGCCUUUUCCGACUCCAGUUUUCCUUUUGACGACUUUAUGAUAGUACUACCCCAUCACGAACUUCUCUAAUACGGGCCUCAGCGGUUCACGCAGCGCUGGCUUUCUGCAAGGGACUCAUGGAGCGUUGCAAAUAUAAUUUCAUGACCUGUCAUGACUUCGGUUCUUUUUCUUCCCAAAUAUGUCUUCCUGUUUUCUCACCCUCGUAUCUUUGCCUUGUGUGUUGGUGGUCUCGUUCGAGUCACUUUCCUUUUCGAUUUUGUGGUUCGGCUCACCAUCUCUUCCCUGCCAUUUCUUCCUUACUUUUUCAUUUUCAUCUCUCCCCAGUAUUAUUCUUCCCUUGUAUACGUCCCACAUACCCACUACAGACACGGAUCAUAUUGUUGACCUUGCUCAGUCUGUUUGGUGGAUGCGUUUUUGCAUGGCGAGGGCACGAGUGCCCGCCCGGGGCAGCUAUCCCUAGUGGCCAACCCCACUACGACAUGACCAAGGGGGGCAAGAAAAAAAAAUAACAAAAAAAGGCGGCAGCCGAUGCCAUAUGUUGUUGUAAAAACCCUCCUGCAUAUGACGCCUCAGAUGUCCGAACUAAGAGGCUCCACGCGCGAGUUUCUACGCUUGGUUGUGUAGGAAGAUCUACGUGUGCUACAGGCUACCCGCUCGCCACUCAGCCCUGGAGGCAGCGUGGAUAGGUGCCUGCCGAACUGUGGGCGGGCUCACUCAGCAUAAUAACAUUGAAUGCAGGCACACGAGACUGGGGAUGGCGGUAACUUGGACACGGGUCACAUACGGACGCAAUAACUGUCGUGCGACCCGAUGAAUUCGUGCUUGUAGCCGUACAGAUGGGGACGUGUCGUCAACAGGUGCGCUCAGGUUGCGACAUGGAGGCUUGUCAUGUGUCGCAAAGUAGCCGCCACGCCAGGAGGUGCUCGGGUGCUCGGGUAGCAUCAGAUUGAGUUUGGGGUUCGUUGCCGGAAGACAUUUGGUAGCUUGGUGUUAGCACGGCCAAAGGCGGGCGGAGGAACGCUGUGGACCUGGACAGCUGCCGAUAACGUGCAGGUAUGGGAUGGGAGGUUGGGUACCUAUGGCCCGCGAAGGGGAUGCUAGCGCCUGGGUUGUGUUG
Molecule: messenger RNA, 4278 nt
Organism: Gaeumannomyces tritici R3-111a-1
Lineage: Eukaryota; Fungi; Ascomycota; Sordariomycetes; Magnaporthales; Magnaporthaceae
Product: nuclear and cytoplasmic polyadenylated RNA-binding protein pub1
Exons: 5
Coding region: 1023-2471 (482 amino acids)
Molecular function (GO): RNA binding
Source: RefSeq, a predicted model, not a curated record